Gordionus sp. m RMFG-2023 is the source of this 1998-nucleotide messenger RNA. RefSeq lists its product as uncharacterized. Gene Ontology annotation, biological process: regulation of transcription by RNA polymerase II. The transcript is spliced from 6 exons. Lineage: Eukaryota; Metazoa; Nematomorpha; Gordioida; Chordodea; Parachordodidae. Gene Ontology annotation, molecular function: sequence-specific DNA binding; transcription coactivator activity. The record is from RefSeq and is a predicted model, not a curated record. Gene Ontology annotation, cellular component: core-binding factor complex; nucleus. The coding region runs from base 1 to 1998 and encodes 665 amino acids.
AUGUAUAUUAUUGAUCGCCAAUUCGCCUCGCCCGAAUUCAAAAUAUUGGCUAAACAACUUUUUACCAUGCUUGAUACCUUGAUACCCAUUUCUUAUCAUUAUCCUACCACCACUUCCACCCCAUGCAACACAUAUUAUCCUAUUAAUCCCACUACACAUAUAUUGUCAAUAACCUACGAUGACCGCAAAAUCUUACUCAUAUUCCUCUUCAGAUACUAUAAGAACCAUCUUCAUCCUCAUUUUACAUCACCUUCCCCAGUCGCGAUCCUACAAAAAAAUAUACUUAAUCCUAUUCCUACUAACCUAAUAUCAUCCAAUCCUAUUCCAAAUCAAAAUUCCCCAGUUUGUUUUCCGGAAACUUAUCCGAUCCAACUAUUAAAUAAUGAUAAAAAUGAUGACCAUUUACCAUUACUCCCUCCCCCUACUAAAUACGCCGCAAAUCUUAUAGAAAAUAAUUCCUCUAAAUUUUUUUUUGAAAAAACUUCAAUAGAAAGUCUUUCGACAAAUCAGUUUGCUACCUCAGUAACACCUCUUCGUAAUUCCUCAAGUUCUAGUCAAGCAGGUCUAACAAAGACUGAUAAUCGGCAUUGCGAUCCUCUUAACUGCAUGUUUUCUCGUUUUGAAAAUGAAGAAGUUUUCAAAUCCCAUUCCUUGACUGAUAAACAGGUUGUUUACAUCGGUCAUCGUAACAAACCUUUGGAAGAACGCAAAAUAAGAUUUCUCCGUGAUUGUCAAGAAGGCUUCAUAGAAAUUUCGUUUUUGAGUACCGGUUAUUGUCUGCCUUUAAUUUUAUGCUCCAACCAAAACAACUGCACGGGUCAACCUCAUUCCGUUUCCGACCAAAAUUUGCUCAUAGACAGGGAAAACAACAAAGUUCACCUAAAAUCACGGCUAAUUUUAGACGGCUUGCUCGUUCUCUGGAAAGGUUGGAUAAAUUUGCAAACUUUGGAAGGCUUGGGACGAUUAGAAUUGAUCGACGAACCCGUUCAAAAUGUUCCUUUUACCUCUCAAGAUUUUAGUCCGUCCAGGUCACCAAAUUCAGACCCCUCUCACCCUCCAUAUUCUUCUUUGCUUUACACGGCGCUCACAACUACGUUCCAGACGUCGCGUUCCGACCCCUCUAAUCCUCGCACCGUUUAUUCACAAUCAUCGCAACAAAGUGCAAUCUCCCGUGAUUUAGGAUUCGACAAUUCGAACGUAUUAUUAAAACCUUCGGGCGAUGAAAAUGAUGACGAUAUAGAUUUGCAAUCUUCCAGUUCUAGGAUGUUGCACAAAUCUCUUACACCUAAGAUAGGAUUAUCCAAUCAAUCGGCUGCUAAAAAUUUACACGACAUAUGCGAUUCUCUCUUGUCCUUCAAACGCUCUUCAACGUCAUCGGAAGUUCUUACACAAAAACAGUUACCCGAUCAAGUAGCACCUAAAUCUGAUCCUUACCUACCUCGCUUCCCUUACAGUGCUUCCUUUUUCGAGGAUUACUAUUUACAUUUUCACAAUUACUACAAAUCGAAACUCGCAUCUUAUGUUAAUAGCACGGUUGGCCCAAGUUUUGGUUCAGAAUUAAAUCAUUCAAAUUAUGCCACUAGCUCUCCUGAUUAUACAGCACCUUACACAACAAUUUCAGAUUUACAAACGACCAGCAAUCGCAAACAAUCUAGCUGUGAUGAAGAAACUCAAAGAGACUUUUCCAUCAUCUCUUCUCCGCUCUCUAGAAAGAGCAGUAUCGGGAAACGUAAAAGACUACGGAAAUACAACCAUUCUACCUUUAAUAAAGACCUUGACUCUGAGAAUAAUUCAUUUUCGGCUAAUUCAUCUUCUCCAUCUUCCCACAAUCAAAUUUGCGAAUACCUUCAUGAUAAUUCCUAUAAAAUCUAUAAUACCCCUUGUAAAAGAGCGUUGAGCCUUAGCAAUAACGUAGAAACAUCACCAUCCGUUAUUGACUGUGACACAACCUUUUCCCCUAUGAUGCCCACUCCCUUAGAAGCAAAUCAGGAAAACUAA